AUGGAGUCUUCAUCGCGAUAUGCCAACUACCCCAGCCUCCGUGACAAGAAUGUGGUAGUGAGUGGUGGUGCAACCGGGAUUGGCGCGUCUUUUGUCGAGGAGUUUGCCCUCCAGGGCGCCCAAGUCAUCUUCUUAGAUAUACAGAAUACAGCCGCUUCGAGUCUGAUUGAGCACCUGGCAAGCCGAGGCGUUUCGCAUAUCCCAAUUUUCAUACAAUGCGAUGUCACCGAUAUUGACGGAUCUGUUCGAACAGCUACAGCGAGUAUCCGGUCUCGGUUUGAUCAUAUCCAUGCCUUGAUCAAUAACGCGGCAAAUGAUGUACGCCAGUCCACGCUUGACAUUACUUUAGAUCAGUGGAACCAAGGCAUCGCGGUAAACCUGCGGCAUGUUUUUUUCCUGACCCAGGCUCUGAUGCCGGCGUUGAUUGCCUCAGGUUCUAGCUCUGUUAUCAACAUGGGAAGCAUCGCUUGGGCGAUACCUGGCACUGGUAUAGCACCGUAUAUUGCAAGCAAAGCUGCGAUUGUGGGCUUGACCAAGACUCUUGCCCAUGAAUUUGGAAAGCAGGGAGUCCGCGUCAAUAGCAUUAUGCCCGGAGCAAUUGCAACUGAUCGUCAAAAACGAGACAUCUUGACGCCGGAAUAUGUGAAGCAAGUUCUAGAUAGACAGGCUCUAAAGAGAAUUUUGCAACCCGAUGAGGUGGCCAGACUGGCAUUGUGGUUGGUGGCAGAUGAUAGUGCGGGCGUCACAAACCAGAGCAUUGUGAUUGACGGGGGAUGUGUAUGA
Molecule: messenger RNA, 783 nt
Organism: Talaromyces rugulosus
Lineage: Eukaryota; Fungi; Ascomycota; Eurotiomycetes; Eurotiales; Trichocomaceae
Exons: 1
Coding region: 1-783 (260 amino acids)
Source: RefSeq, a predicted model, not a curated record